This is a messenger RNA of Stegastes partitus (bicolor damselfish), 2032 nucleotides long. It is a transcript of the gene kif28, whose product is annotated as kinesin family member 28. Gene Ontology annotation, molecular function: protein binding. The annotation marks the transcript as partial. The transcript is spliced from 17 exons. NCBI's taxonomy places the organism in Eukaryota, Metazoa, Chordata, Actinopteri, Pomacentridae. The record is from RefSeq and is a predicted model, not a curated record.
GGCAAAGCGCAUCCAGAACCGGGCCGUGGUGAACGAGAGCCCCACCGAGCGUCUCGUUAAAGAGCUGAAGGCAGAGAACGCCAGACUGCUGCAGCGACUGAGCCGACUGGGCCAAGAGGGACGCAGAGCCAACGACGAAACCAAGGAGCUCCGUCAGCUGCUGGCCCACAACGAGCUCCAGAUCAGGGCCAUUCAGACUCUGUGGGAACAACACCUGCAGGAGGCGCUGAAGGACUGGGAGCAACAGUACGCCAACAUCACACAGGAGAGGAGGAUGAUGCAGAUGCAUCCCUACAUCCUGAACAUCAACGAGGACGCUCAGCUGUCGGGGGUGGUGAAGCUUUUCAUCCAGGAGGGUGAGUGGGACAUCGGGCUGUGCGACUCCUCUCCAAGAUCCAUCUCUAUCAAGGGCUUAGGGAUCCAGGAGCGUCAUGCUGUGUUCAGGAAUGAGCAGCGCCGGGUGACACUGACGCCGCUGACAGGGUCAAAGGUGAUUGUAAAUGGGAACACCGCCUCCCAGACAACUGAGCUGCAGCACCUGGAUCGUCUCAUUCUGGGCUCCAACUGUACCUACCUGUUCAUUGGUUAUCCGUCUGAGAGGGGCGGAGACGACUGGAGCCGCUACGACUACGAUUACUUCCAGUCUGAACUGGCUGCUGCUGAGGGCAUCCACCUGGGUGAGUCCAGUGCUGGAUCUAGCCAGACAGACCCCAGUCUGCUGGCCGUCUUCUACGACUUCAUCAAACUGAUGCCCAUGGUGGCAGAGGCCAACCAGAUGAGUCAGGAGCUGAGCAAAGGGGUCGACUUCAAGCUGGAGAUCAAGAACCUGGCGCUGUCCGAUCCAAAAGGCCACGACUUGGAGAAGGACACCGUUGUCAGAGUCACGUCUAAAGGAAGCAAACAGGUGUGGAUGUGGUCCAAGGCCAAGUUUGUCAACCGCAAGUUUCUGAUGGAGGAAGUUUACCAGCAGCAUCAGGCUGAGCAGAGCGGAGACAACAGAGUCGAGGGGCUGUCACCAGUGGCUUUACCCAGAGAUAAAGAUCCAUUCUGGGAUCCAGUUGAGCCUCUGCUCCUGGGCACCGCUCACCUCUGGCUUCAGUCUCUGGCCUUCCGCAUCCCUCUGGAAGAGCAGCUGGAGGUGCUGGGCUCAGAGGGCUCAGAGGAGGCCAUCCUACAGGCCCAGCUGGUCCCCUGCUCCUCCACUGGACUCCCUCUGGGUGAGGACGACAUCCUGAUCGACCCGACUGAGAUACUGGGUCGACGACUGGACUUCCAGCUGGUCCUGGAUCAGUGCUGUGGCCUUCGCUGGAUCAGAGAGGCUCGCAAUCGAGGCGUCCAAAUUGGUUUCAGGUUAUUUGACUGCAGCCAGCCUCUCUACACUCCAGCUGUGUGGCACAACGUCAACCCUCUGCUGGAUCACAGGGUCCACUUCGCCUCCCUCCACACCUCCCAGCGCCUGCUGGACUACCUGCAGAGCAGCGCUGUGGUGCUGGAGCUCUGGGGCCUCCAAGAGGGCUGCACUCACCUGACGUCGUCUCUGGAAGCAGUGAGGAUGACCACAGAGGGCAUCUUCAUCAUCGAUGAGUCCGGUCCAACAGAAACCGCACCUGUGGACUCUGCAGAGCUCAGCUGUUCAGUGAGAGCUCUACAACAGGACUUGGAGGAGCUAAAGAGUGUUAACGCUUCACUGAGGAAAGAAAAUCACAGUUUGAGAGAACAGCUCAACACAGCCAGGAACGGCGUGGAGGGAGUUCGCGGCCGGUCGGUGCGUCCCAGCUGUGAUGCAGAGUUCGCUCGUGCUCUGAAGGUUUUCUACCACAGCAUGACCUCAGUGAGAGGUCAGCUGCAGCGCCUGCGCAGACACAGGCCCAGUGAGGAGUCUGACCUGUUGGGCCUCAGACUGUUCGUGGACGAGCAGAGUCGUCUGCUGAGGGAUUUCUCCGAGCAGCUGGAACAGAGCGUGUCCACUCUGAAGCAGGACGUGGCCGCCAUCGUCCGCCGGAAACGAGAACGAUCGGGAGUCUGGUCCUGA